UUUGACGUCACAUGGCCCAGCCUUGUCUCGGCUCCUGGGGCUGGUCUGAUUGGAGGGAAACCCCGUGGAUUAGCCCGAUAGCCCGUGAGAAUCAGCUGUGAGCCGCGGUUUGCUUAGCUACGACAGGACCAUCGUUUUCCCCGACACUCAGCACUGAGCAGCCAUGGACAAAAGCGAGCUAGUGCAAAAAGCCAAGCUGGCCGAGCAGGCAGAGCGCUAUGACGAUAUGGCAGCCGCUAUGAAGGCCGUCACUGAGGGUGACACUGAACUGUCUAAUGAGGAACGCAACCUGCUCUCUGUGGCUUACAAGAAUGUAGUGGGUGCGCGCCGUUCCUCCUGGAGAGUGGUUUCCAGCAUCGAGCAGAAGACGGAUGCCAGCGACAAGAAGCAGCAGAUGGUCAAGGAAUAUCGGGAGAAGAUCGAGAAGGAGUUGAAAGACAUCUGUAAUGAUGUCCUGGUCCUUCUGGACAAGUACCUCAUUCCCAAGGCGACCCCGGCAGAAAGUAAAGUCUUCUAUCUGAAAAUGAAAGGCGACUACUAUCGCUACCUUGCGGAGGUGGCUGUGGCAGAACAAAAAGCCUCUAUCAUUUCCAAUUCACAGGAUGCCUACAAGGAUGCUUUUGAAAUCAGCAAGGCAGAGAUGCAGCCCACACAUCCCAUUCGUCUGGGCCUGGCCCUCAACUUCUCUGUAUUCUAUUACGAGAUUCUCAACUCUCCUGAGCAGGCCUGUAAGCUUGCCAAAACGGCUUUUGACGACGCCAUUGCAGAGCUUGAUUCACUGAAUGAAGAGUCAUACAAAGACAGCACAUUGAUCAUGCAGCUACUGCGGGACAACUUGACACUGUGGACUUCAGAUAACCAGGGAGAUGGUGAGGACGCUGAUGAGGGGCGGGAUAACUGAGUCUCGCUCUGUCAGUACUUCCCGUUAUUCACCUGCCAUUGUUCCAGCUCACCGUCAACACUGAGACCACCUCAUCGUCAACUUUUGUCUCUUUUAGUUCUUUUACUCUUGCGCCUUCCUUGCUUUCUUCUUUCCCUGUCAUUGUGGGUUUUUUUCUAAGGAUUUGUGUCAUGGAGGUGGGUGGGAGGGGUAAAUAGCGGGUGGGAGGGGCGAGGCAUGGGAAGGGGCCAUGGUUCGUCUGCUGUUAACCUUGUUUUCUCCGCAGGGAGUUCUAGGUUGUCGCAUUAGCGCGGAAGGAGGCGAGUGUGGGCUCAUGCAAAGUUGCAAGUUCAACCUUUUGUUAUACUGUAUGUAAAUCUCUGUCAGAGUAAUUUGCCAUGAUCAUUAUAUACGGCAGUUAAGCAUUUGUGUUUUAUAAACAGCCCUUGUCUUUAAGCAUAUGUGAGGAUAGCAGUGCAAGGCUACAACUAAAGUUACAACAGCAAUGUGUUACAUGGUAAAACUGCUGGCUCACACGUCAUGGGCAAAAAACAUUCCAUUUAUUGUCACUCAAGUUCUCUUAUUGCAGGCAUUUGGUGCCCUGCAAAUGGCAUUUACCUGUUCCCUAUUAAUCACGAGGUAUAGUGGACCCUAAGAACAAAGAGCACAUAAGCUUUGUACGGUUACCGCUUGACUGUACAAGCAGAGCAGUAGGAAAAUCAGUGCAAGUAAUUUUUUUCCUGGUAAUUUGUUUUUAUUAUUUUUUUCCACAAUUUCCUUUCAUUUCUUUUGAUACUUGCCUAAAUUGCAUGUGGCUAUGAAGUAGAUAAUAUGGGGAGGAAAUGGGGGUACUGUCGGCUGGCUAGCUUUGUCAUGUCUUUGGAAUUUUCAUACAGAACACCCAAGCAUAAAUGUUAUUUGGAGGGAAAUAUGUAAUUUCAUGUAAGUGGAAUAAAAAAUAAUUUAACACA
Messenger RNA from Triplophysa dalaica, 1851 nucleotides. It is a transcript of the gene ywhabl, whose product is annotated as tyrosine 3-monooxygenase/tryptophan 5-monooxygenase activation protein, beta polypeptide like. The coding region runs from base 164 to 901 and encodes 245 amino acids. The record is from RefSeq and is a predicted model, not a curated record. Gene Ontology annotation, cellular component: cytoplasm. Gene Ontology annotation, biological process: signal transduction. NCBI's taxonomy places the organism in Eukaryota, Metazoa, Chordata, Actinopteri, Cypriniformes, Nemacheilidae. The transcript is spliced from 6 exons.